Belonocnema kinseyi is the source of this 2106-nucleotide messenger RNA. RefSeq lists its product as uncharacterized. The transcript is spliced from 3 exons. NCBI's taxonomy places the organism in Eukaryota, Metazoa, Arthropoda, Insecta, Hymenoptera, Cynipidae. The record is from RefSeq and is a predicted model, not a curated record. The coding region runs from base 1 to 2106 and encodes 701 amino acids. Gene Ontology annotation, molecular function: DNA binding.
AUGUCUAAUCUGAGCCCAUCAACUAAAAGAACUUUAAAAACUUUGACUUUAGCUGAAAAAGUUGCUUUGAUUAGAGAAGUUCAAAAAGGGGCGAAGAAAAAGUCGGAAAUUGCUGCUGAUUUCGGAAUUCGUCGGAAUACUCUUUCCACUUAUCUGAAAAACAAGGAUAAAAUUAUUCAAGAAUAUUCGAGUUCUCAGACGAAUCAGAGUAGAAAAAGAUGCCGAGAUGCAACGAAUGAGGAAUUAGAUGGAUGUGUAACGAAGUGGUUUAAACAAGCUCGUGAUAAGAAGAUCCCCGUCAGUGCACAAACAAUUACAAAUGGAUUUGGAAAAGCAGGAUUUCCUGUUGGGAAGGAGAAUGUCGUCAUCGCCGAAGAAAGCCUACUUGAAGAACCGAAGUUAGACGAGGAGUACGUGAGGAUCGACGAAGAGGGAGCUAAUUGCGGCGAGCUUGCGGAUUCCGAGAUUUUAGAAGAGGUCAAGGCGAAAAUGGCUCCGCAGUUACCCGAUGAAGAAGAAGAAUAUCAAGAGCCCUUUCCAGUAGUCCUAACCCCCAGUGAAGCUUUGGAAUGUCUUGCAAAAUUUAGGGUGUUUGCUGAAUCACGCCUAGAUGCGAAUGAAGAAAUUUUUGUAGCCCUCUGCAAGCUCAAUAAAUUUGCAACGAAAGAGAAAGUUGCCAUGCGUUUAUGUGGUGAUUAUAAAGUUACUUUAAAUAAAAACAUAGAAGUUGAUCGUUAUCCCCUUCCACGAACGGAGGAAUUACUGGAAACUAUAGGGGAGGCUCAAUAUUUCACUAAACUCGAUCUAUCAGAAGCAUAUCAGCAAGUACCUUUAUCAAAAGAAUCACAAAAACUUGUAGUAAUAAGUACUCAUUUAGGAUUAUUUAAAUAUACAAGAUUGCCAUAUGGUGUUUCUACAGCUCCGGGAUCUUUUCGGCGUAUCAUGGCAACUUUGCUUUUAGGCAUACCGGGGCUCGUAGUAUUUCUCGACGAUAUAUAUAUAUCAGCUAAAGACAGCAAAGCACAUAUGUAUCGAUUGCAUCAAGUAUUAAAGCGUUUAGAGGAUGCAGAUUUAAGGUUAAAAUUUAAAAAAUGUAAAUUUUUUCAAACACAAGUAGAAUAUAUAGGAUAUAAGAUAAACAAACAGGGAAUUCAGCCGAUUAGAGAACAAUUAAGAAGCGUUUUAAAGGCUCCUCCACCAAAAAACAUUACUCAAUUGCGUAGUUUCCUGGAGGGAGUGAAUCAUUAUGGUCGAUUCAUACAAAAUUUAGCGCAUAAACUCCGACCAUUAUUUGAUUGUUUGGAAAAAGAUAAGUUCUAUUGGUCGAAAAAUUGUUCAACAGCUUUUGAAAACAUAAAAAAAGAAUUGACUUCAAAUAAAAUCUUAGUUCAAUUUGAUCCUACGAAGAAAAUUGUUUUAACAACAGAUGCAUCGCCGUACGGAAUUAGUGCAAUUUUGUCACAUAUAGACGAAAAUAACUUAGAUCGACCAGUUUGUUAUGCGAGUCGUACGCUUACACCAGCAGAAAAAAAUUAUGCACACAUAGAAAAAGAAGAAGUAGACAUUGCGAGUAUUGACUGGAAAGUAGUGCAGAAAGAAACACAAAAUGACGGGGUACUAAAUAAAGUUAUUAGAUCUUGCCUCGAUGGUUGGCCAGAAAAGCAAUCCGAUGGUGAGUUUCCCACGUCGUAUUGGACAAAAAAAGAUGCCCUAACAGUUGACAAUAAAUGCCUUUUUUGGGGCCAUAGGAUAGUAAUACCUGAAAAACUGAGACCUUUGAUUCUGCGCGAGUUGCAUUCCAGCCAUUUCGGGGGUAGUCGAAUGAAAUCAUUAGCAAGAUCUUUUGUUUGGUGGCCAAAUAUUGAUGUUGAUAUUGAAAAAUUAGUAAAGGCAUGCGAUUCUUGUUUACAAACCAGAAAAAUUCCUCCAAAAAUUCCAUUAACACCUUGGCAGUGGCCAAUUACUCCUUGGCACAGAUUACAUGCAGAUUUCUUGGGUCCUUUUUUAGGAAAAAUAAUUUUACUCAUGAUCGAUAGUCAUACUAAAUGGCCUGAAGCAUUUAUUGUACCAAAUAUGGAAGAGAAUACAACCAUCGAAAAAAUUUAA